This is a messenger RNA of Drosophila ananassae, 699 nucleotides long. RefSeq names its product ER membrane protein complex subunit 6 (gene EMC6). Lineage: Eukaryota; Metazoa; Arthropoda; Insecta; Diptera; Drosophilidae. Gene Ontology annotation, cellular component: EMC complex; membrane; endoplasmic reticulum. Gene Ontology annotation, biological process: autophagosome assembly; protein folding in endoplasmic reticulum. The record is from RefSeq and is a predicted model, not a curated record. The transcript is spliced from 2 exons. The coding region runs from base 283 to 624 and encodes 113 amino acids.
UUUUACGAUUUCCAGCGAUACCCACGUUACGGCUCUCGGAUUGCACAUAGUUUUCGUGGCCCUCAGCACGCAGAAUUCGGCAGGUCGCGUUAUCACCACAUAUUUUAAUGAAUUAAUGUCCGUCCGUCAGGUCUCCAGCUCAAAUCCAAUAACAACAAGCAACCGCUCCGGGUGAAUGGCAAAUAGCGCCGAUAUGAGUCCGACUAUCGAAGAAACAAUCGCAGUUCUCAGCUGGACAUUUUCCACUUGCUAGAAAUUAAAUUAGAAAAUUAAUCAAUUAAAAUGAACCGAGUGAGGACUACGCAGGCCAAGACAGGCGAGAUCAUCGCUUACAGCGAAGGUGCAAUUCGCAACAACAUAUCCGCCGUGGAGUACUGCCGCACCUCGAUGGCCGCCAUCUCCGGCUGUGCUGCGGGAAUCCUUGGACUAAGCGGAACCCUGGGCUUCCUGUUCUACUUUCUAUCGGUCUUUGUUCUGUGGAUUCUGGUACUCUUGAAGUCCGGUACCCAGUGGCGCAAGUUCUUCAUCAACCGCCGGAAUCUGCUGACCAACCAGUUCAUGGGUGGCCUUUGCACCUACGUGCUCUUCUGGACAUUCCUAUACGGCAUGGUUCACGUGUAUUAAGAGUAUUUGUUUCUUUACAUAAAUUUAACUACAAAACAUAGCGGAAUAAACAUAGGUUUGGACUAGGAAAUGAAA